This is a messenger RNA of Melampsora larici-populina 98AG31, 1302 nucleotides long. RefSeq lists its product as uncharacterized. The coding region runs from base 1 to 1302 and encodes 433 amino acids. The transcript has a single exon. NCBI's taxonomy places the organism in Eukaryota, Fungi, Basidiomycota, Pucciniomycetes, Pucciniales, Melampsoraceae. The record is from RefSeq and is a predicted model, not a curated record.
AUGGUAAUCAUAAAAAUUCUUGUCAAAAAUCUAGUGUCUGAAUUUAAUUUAUUAUAUGAUCAACAGAAUCCUAAUAAAGAUCAAGUUAUUAAACGACAAACUAUGUUCAAUAUCGAAAAACAUGCAUGGCCAAUUGCUAAAAAUGCGGAUAUCAUCUCACAAGGGGUUUCACUGCGCGGAUUUCUUGGUAGUGAAGCAUUAGAUGGGAUGUUUGAUUGUAUAUUACGGUGCAUAUUCAAUUGGCAACAGUCUGAUGAAUACAAGAUCCAUCAGGCCGAUAUUGUUAAGCUUGCGAAACUUCGAGUCACUUCUGCAACCAAAAAGGUAGAGAAUAAACAACUGAAGCGGACUGCUCAAGUGGCUGGUUUGGGUGGGCAGGUGCAAAUCAACACCUCAACCAAUCAAAACACAGAUUUACAAAACACCACCACUGACGCACUACGACCACUCAAGCGGACUCUUCCUCCAACUCCACUAACACCUGACAAUUUCGGACCAAAUCUCUACAAUCCAAACACCGGCCCGGCCUCCAUCAAUCAGAUUACACCCGAUAGUUUCCAACCACUAAAUACACACCCACUUGAUGAAAGUACAAUUGCUUCACAGUUGCCCCAGUACGAACCAAUUACACCCGACAGUUUCCAACUACCAAACACAGGCCCACUCCAUAGAGGUCCAAUUGCUGCAGAGUCCUUUGGGUCGUCCCAAUACAAUCCAACCCUUGAUGAUCAAAACACUUCACUCUCUAACCCUCUAAUUGUGUAUCAGUUUCAUCGUUCAAGUUCUCCACUUUCAUUCCUUGCAAACCAGUCUUUAGAUCAGCAAUUACUUAUGAACUCAUAUUAUGAAGAAAGUACAUCACUUGAAGAACCGAUUGCAAAUUCUUUUCAUGAUCAUGCUUCUAUCAAUCAUCCCAUUCAAGCUCAAAUUGAUUCGACUUUGGAUUCAAUUCAUCCAAAUCAAGACUCUACUGUAAACUCAUUGCAAUAUUCCUUUGAAGAUGUCGACUCAAUAUCCAAUUGGUCAAACACUAGACUGAAUGUAUUUCAAACGGAUCAACAAAAUCAACAUUCUUUUUCCAACCCAAUACAACACUCUCCAAGUCUUAACCGCUCAUCAUCUCAUCAACGCACUACAUCAUACCUCAAUGUCUCAAAUGAGUCUCAGAUCGAUUUUCCACAAGCAAACCCUGACGCGAUUGUACAGACAAACCUAACUGGUUUUCCAAACCAGACUUCGGUCAUACAAACCCAUGGUCAAUUGGAACCUGACUUAGAGCUCCAUUGGAAGCGCUUUGGGUGA